ACAUGUUAAAUAUACAGUUACCAAUGUAUUUGUGCUAUUAUUAAUCAUAUAAUACUGUUAUUUUAAUUGGUGCAUAUUAUCCAACCAUUAAAAGUACGAACUUUAUUUUAAAAAGCACGUCAGAAUCCAAUUUAAAAAUUCUUUCAUAGGUCCAAGGAUUUUCUUAAAAUCAUUAAUAAACCUGGUAAAAAUAGAAAUUACAUCAUUUUAAACCAAUGCGGCGUCUCCCACCCUUUUAAUAAGCGUUGAUGACCUCAGGACUUUAGUGAAUCUACGUCUGUGUACUCUGUAGUGUUAUCAAAACAAUUAAAGCUAGUUUUUAAAUAUACCAAAAAUGGCCCAGCCAAUUGUAAAUCCUGAACUGCCUUUUGUUGGUGAAGUUCCUUCAGGACUUCAGCCAGGAAAGAUGAUCAGGUUUCAAGGCGUCACACAUCCAGAUAGCGAUAGAUUCAAUAUAAAUUUGGCUACUGGCCCAACUGCCAAACCUCGAGAUGAUACUGCUUUGCACCUAUCAGUAAGGCUUAACCAAGGUUAUAUUGCGAGAAAUAGUUAUAAAAAUGGCUCAUGGGAUGAUGAGCAGGGUAGUGGUAAAUUGCCCAUAGGCCAAGCUCAAAGUUUUGAGAUAAUCAUCUUAGUCGAUCCUCACCAUUAUAAGAUAGCAGUCAACGGUCAACAUUUCUGCGAGUUUCCCCAUAGGAUUCCUUAUGAUCAAGUUACCCAUCUCCUUAUUGAUGGUGAUGUGUCAAUAACCUUAAUUUCCUUUGAAGGCAUCGCUCUUGCUGAUGACUUAACUUCUAGCCAAGCUUCUCAAGUAAACGCAGAAGGUCCUCAAUUUGCCCCACCCGCUGGGCAAUACGGACCACCACCAGGCGCUUACGGUCCACCACCAGGUGCUUACGGUGCACCACCUCCGAAUUUUGGGGGUUAUGGUCCGCCGCCCCAAGAGCAACAGUCGCAAUUUGGAGGAAUCUUUGAGCAAGCCCAAGACAUUUUAGCGGGAGCGAUAAGAACUGGGGCAGCCGAAAAGUUGCUCAGCAGCAUCUUGCAUUCUAGUGGACAGGGACAGCAGCAACCGCAGGGCUAUGCCCCACAAAAUGCCAAAUACGGUAUCUAUCCGGACCUGCCUACACAAGACACCACCCCACGUCAGGCUCAGGAUGGAGCGUUAAGCAAUCUGAUUGCCGGCUCUGGAGGUACCGUCACCUCCGGACCAGCCCCUAAUAUUCCACAAAAUACUCCUGGACCUUUUGAAAGUCUUUUGUCCGGGUUAUUGAGCGGAAAAAAAGGGGAACAAGCUUCCCAAGGAGCCGAACCACAAGCUCAUCCCGACGUAUUGCAAGGGUUUUUGACAAAUUUGUUGGGCGGAGGCGGACAGAAUCCAGCUCAAACUGGAAAUGUCCCUCAGAAUCCUCAAGCAGCUGCCCCACCAACUCAACCUGAUGCUUUGCAAGGAUUUUUGACAAAUUUGUUGGGAGGGAGUGGGCAAAAUCCAGCUCAAUCUGGAAAUGUCCCCCAGAAUCCUCAAGGGGCUGCCCCACAAACUCAACCUGAUGCGUUGCAAGGAUUUUUAACCAAUUUGCUUGGAGGAUCACACAAUAAUCCCUCUCAAGCUGGUGAUGCUUCACAACAAAGCAUUGGAGGAGGAGUGGACGCUCUAUCAGGAAUUUUCCAGAAUUUGUUGAGCGGAAAAAAGGAUCAAAACACUGAUGCUACCAACAGUCAACCUCAAGCUAACUCGGAUGUUUUGUCUGGAAUAUUGUCGAAUCUGGUGGAUCCAAAGACGGUUCAGAAAGAAGGCGAGGCAGGUGUACCCAACGCAGGGGUACCUCCUGCAGGUGCACCCAAUCCCGCUGUACUUGCAGGGAUACCCAGUGGAGAAGGCGCAGCAGCCGGAUCCCCAGCUGAUAAACAGACUCAUCCUAACGCGGAGUUGUUGAAUAAUUUGUUGCAGGGGUUGUUGAAUAAGGGUGGGCAGCAAUCUGAUAAGACCCAGCCAGAUCCUCAACAAACCCCCAGACCACAGGGUUCGGAUGAGCAAUACGGCCAGUAUCCCCACCCGCCACAACAAGAACAAAAGGGCCCCAUGGAGUCUUUGCUUUCUGGAAUUUUGGGAGGCGGUGGACAACAACAGCAACAACAAAGCCAAGGUGGACUGGGAUCCAUGGGAGGCAUUUUGGGGUCAUUGGCAGGGUCGUUAUUACAUAAACCAGAUCAAAAUCAAGGGCACUACUAGUUUUAUUAACUCUUGCGAAGAGACAAUUAUUAUGUUGACUAUAGCUUUAUAGUGGUGGCAGCUUUUACUUAGUCUAUUUAUUUAUAAGCAUUUUUUUUUCAUCAGUCUAACUUUAGUUUCCUUUUUUAUAUUUUGUUUAAUACUCAUUUUUGCAUGCACAAAAUGUUGGCCUAUAAUAGCCCCUUUCGUACGACGAAUCUCGAAAUCUAGUUAUUGUUGGUAAGCUAAUUAAUAGUUAUUUAAGAGAAUCUAUAUCGUGUUAUUUAUUGAUGUUAAAUAAAUAAAUAUAAGUCUAACUAAA
Anthonomus grandis grandis is the source of this 2534-nucleotide messenger RNA. Its product is annotated as trithorax group protein osa-like. Gene Ontology annotation, molecular function: carbohydrate binding; galactoside binding. The transcript has 10 exons. The record is from RefSeq and is a predicted model, not a curated record. The coding region runs from base 335 to 2233 and encodes 632 amino acids. Lineage: Eukaryota; Metazoa; Arthropoda; Insecta; Coleoptera; Curculionidae.